AUGACUCCUCCCAGUGCUCCCCAAGAACCGUUCCCACUCACAACCGAGUUCUGCGACGUUGUGUGCGGAUUUGGUCGAGGUUCUGCAGAACUGGGGAUCCCCACGGCGAACAUUCCUAUCGAUCAACUGCCCCAGUCGUUCGAUAGUCUUGCUCUGGGCAUAUACUUCGGAUUUGCCAGAUUGCAAGCUUCCCGAGCCACUGAAACCCGCAAUUCACACCGUCCGGACGGCUCCAGGGUGCAUUUCAACUACGGACAACGUCUAGCCGGUGGAGACCUUGACGUCUUGCCCGUCGUGCUGUCCAUUGGACUCAACCCGUUCUACCACAACAAGGCCAAGACUGUCGAGUUGCAUCUGGUUCACAAGUUUGCACACGACUUUUACGGUGCCCAGGUCAAGUUCCGCAUCUUGGGCUACAUCAGACCUGAACUGGACUACACUACUCGUGAAGCCCUCAUCGCUGAUAUCCACAACGACAUCGCCGUUGCCCAACGAGCACUUGCACUUCCAGGAUACAUUCGACACCGCGACCUUUAG
Messenger RNA from Lachancea sp. 'fantastica', 537 nucleotides. NCBI's taxonomy places the organism in Eukaryota, Fungi, Ascomycota, Saccharomycetes, Saccharomycetales, Saccharomycetaceae. The record is from the annotation of a GenBank genome assembly.